UCUGUUUCGUCUGUUACUCUAAAAACAAUGGCUGGAAUUGUUGUGGUUUUCGAUUUCGACAAGACGAUCAUUGAUUUGGAUAGUGAUAAUUGGGUGAUUGAUGAAUUAGGCGCUACUGAUUUAUUCAAUCGACUUCUUCCUACAAUGCCAUGGAACUCUCUUAUGGAUAGAAUGAUGAAGGAACUUCAUGAUCAAGGCAAAACUAUUGACGAAAUUGAACAAGUACUUAAACGCGUACCUGUAAUUCCCCGCGUUGUUGCCGCCAUUAAAGCUGCUCAUACUUUAGGAUGUGAUUUGAGGAUAGUAAGCGAUGCUAAUGUCUUCUACAUCGAGACAAUUUUGAAACAUCUAGCAAUAUAUGAUUGCUUCACUGAGAUCCACACAAAUCCGGGCUACGUUGACGAUCAAGGAAAACUUAGAAUCCUUCCUCAUCACGAUUUUCAUCAUGGCUGCACCUUCAAUACUUGCCCUCCCAACAUGUGCAAGGGGUUGGUAAUAGAAAGAAUACAAGCUUCAUUGGCUAAGGAAGACCGGAAGCAAAGAAUAAUCUAUCUCGGUGACGGAGCAGGAGAUUUUUGCCCAAGCUUGAAGCUGAAAGAGCACGAUUUCGUUAUGCCAAGGAAAGAUUUUCCAGUAUGGAAAUUAAUAAACGAUAACCACGAUCUCAUAAGAGCAGAAAUUCAUGGGUGGAGUGAUGGAGAAGAGCAGGAACACAUUCUACUUCAGAUAAUUAAAGCAAUCACCAUCGAAGAGAACCAAAUUUUAUCAGCUGAUUGCUGCAAGUUUCAGACGAUUACAGUUCAUGAAGCCUUGCCAAAUGCUCUCCCUCUACCAUAGUAAUUAAGCUUUGUUUUUUAUGUCAAAAAAAGUGUAUUGAUGAUCAACAUUUAAAAAGUAUUCAGAUCAAUUAUGACAACAAGAUCGUUAGAGUUUUGUUUUCUAAUAUGUU
This is a messenger RNA of Solanum pennellii, 949 nucleotides long. RefSeq names its product inorganic pyrophosphatase 1-like. NCBI's taxonomy places the organism in Eukaryota, Viridiplantae, Streptophyta, Magnoliopsida, Solanales, Solanaceae. Gene Ontology annotation, molecular function: phosphatase activity. The coding region runs from base 28 to 837 and encodes 269 amino acids. The record is from RefSeq and is a predicted model, not a curated record. The transcript is spliced from 4 exons.